Camellia sinensis is the source of this 1788-nucleotide messenger RNA. Lineage: Eukaryota; Viridiplantae; Streptophyta; Magnoliopsida; Ericales; Theaceae. The record is from RefSeq and is a predicted model, not a curated record.
GGGACAGCAAGUAAGGUUGAGGAGAUCUCUCUCUAUCUUUUAUAUCUAUCUCUUCCAUUAUGGAAGCAACAGUCAGCUCUGUUGUUGGCUCUAUUGCUUUGGUAACUCUGCUAACAUGCGCAUGGAAGGUAGUGAACUGGGUGUGGUGGAGGCCAAAGCAGAUAGAGAAGUGCCUGAGAGAGCAGGGAUUCAAGGGAAAUCCAUACAAACUGUUGUAUGGAGACACAAAAGAGAUGAUAUCAACAAUAAGAGCUGCAAAAUCCAAAGCCAUGGACCAGUCCUCAGACGAUAUCAUCCCACACGUCCUACCAUUCCACCAUUAUUGUGUCCAACUUCACGGUAAAAAUUACUUUCAAUGGAUAGGCCCAACACCAAGAGUAACCAUUACAGAUCCUAAAUUGAUAAAAGAGAUCUUACAUAACUAUGAAGCCUUUCAAAAACCCGCGAUGAACCCACUUGGCAAAUUACUUGUGAGAGGGCUUGGAUCGUGCGAGUGUGAGGAAUGGGUCAAGCACAGAAAUCUUCUCAACCCAGCCUUUCAUCUAGAAAAGUUGAAGCAUAUGGUACCUGCAAUGUACUCGAGUUGUAGUGAAAUGAUAAGCAAAUGGGAAGUGUUAGUUUCAUCAACAAAAGGGUCAUGUGAGGUUGAUGUAUGGCCUUAUCUUGAGAAUCUGACCGGCGACGUGAUUUCUCGAACAGCAUUUGGUAGUAAUUAUGAAGAAGGACAAAGGAUAUUCAAACUCCAAAAAGAGCAAUUCAAUACUAUAAUGCAACUUAUGCAAUCAAUUUACAUUCCAGGAUCAAGGUUUCUACCAACGAAGACAAACACAAAGAUUAAAACUAUCUAUGAGGAAGUGAGAUCUCUAAUGAGGAAUAUCAUCAUCAAUAAGAAAAAGCGGACAAUGAAAGGAGAUGGAGAUAAUGACUUGUUGGGAAUACUAUUGAAAACAAAUUUGAAAGCAAGUCAAGAACAAGGAAAUAAGAAGAACAUCACACUGACAACAGACGAGGUGAUUGAGGAGUGCAAGCUAUUCUACUUUGCAGGGCAAGAGACCACCUCUGCUUUGCUCGUGUGGACAAUGUACUUGUUGAGUAAGCAUCAAAAGUGGCAAGCUCUGGCUCGAGAAGAGGCUUUAGCAGUAUUUGGGGACAAUAAACCAACCUAUGAAGGGUUAAAUCAGCUCAAAACUAUAACCAUGAUUCUGUACGAGGUUCUUAGGUUAUACCCACCAGCAGCCCACAUUCUUCGAGCUAUACACAAACCGACUAGGCUAGGAGAACUUGUUCUACCAGCUGGAGUAGAGUUUACAUUGCCAGUUAUGGCAAUCCAACAUGACCCUGAAAUUUGGGGUGAAGAUGCAUUGGAGUUCAAGCCAGAGAGAUUUUCUGAAGGAAUUACAAAGGCAACAAAGGGCCAAGGCACAUUUUUUCCUUUCAGUGGGGGUCCUCGUAUAUGCAUUGGACAAAACUUCGCAAUGCUGGAAUCAAAAAUAGCCCUGGCAACGAUUUUACGCCACUUCAAAUUUCAGCUUUCUCCAUCAUAUGUGCAUUCUCCUUUCAAUGUUGUCACGAUCCAACCCCAACAUGGUGCACAAUUUAUCUUACAAAAAAUCUAGGAUUUGAAUCUUUACAAUGACAAUAUGUAUGCGGAUCUUAACAUUGUGGUUAAUAUUGUAGCUAAAUAAAAUUUACAGUAUUGUUAGAGAAUUCAGACUCAGAAAUAUUAGUGGUUUGAGUUCAACUCUAGAGUCCAUGUUUAGAAUGAAUAUGAAUCGCAUUUUUUUUUUU